Messenger RNA from Nematolebias whitei (Rio pearlfish), 843 nucleotides. RefSeq names its product leucine rich repeat containing 10 (gene lrrc10). The record is from RefSeq and is a predicted model, not a curated record. Lineage: Eukaryota; Metazoa; Chordata; Actinopteri; Cyprinodontiformes; Rivulidae. The transcript has a single exon. Gene Ontology annotation, molecular function: protein binding. The coding region runs from base 1 to 843 and encodes 280 amino acids.
AUGGGCAAUGCCGUGCGAGGCAUCGUCGCCUUCGUUCCCUCUGAACGCUGUCAACGCUUCUUGGUGGGGGACCUGAAGGAGAUGCCGCUGGACAGAACUCUGGACCUGAGCAGCCGUCAGCUGCGGCGGCUGCCUGUUGCUGCGUGCAUCUUCGAUGAGCUGGUGAAGCUCUACCUGAGCGACAACAACCUCAGCAGCCUACCUGCUGAGCUGCAGGGCCUGAAGAAGCUGCAGCUCUUGGCCCUCGACUUCAACUGCUUUGAGGAGCUCCCUGCAGCUGUUUGCAGGUUGCCCCAGCUCAGCAUCCUUUACCUAGGGAACAACAGGCUGCACUAUCUUCCCAGAGAAGUAAGAGAUCUUAGGGAACUUACAACAUUGUGGCUGGAGACUAACUGCUUCACUGACUUCCCGGAGGCUAUCUGUGAACUCACAAACCUGAAGACCCUGCACCUGGGUUAUAACCUUAUCCGUAGUUUGCCGAAUGAUCUAAAGCAGCUGCAGGAACUACAAAGUAUCUGGCUUGCUGGGAACCUGCUCACAGAGUUCCCACCAGUGUUGCUGGAAAUGCACUUUUUGGCCAUUAUAGAUGUGGAUCGGAACAAGAUACGGUACUUCCCAAACUUGUCUCACUUGAACGGCUUGAAACUUAUCAUAUACGACCACAAUCCCUGCGUCAACGCCCCAGUGGUGGGCGAGGGAGUCAGAAGGGUUGGGCGCUGGGCCGACAACUCAGAUGACGAACAGGAAGACGUUGAGACGAAAGCAGGGAAUGAGACCGUAGAUGAAGCGGGGGAGGUCCAGUCUGAGGAGAAGCACACUGAUGAAGGGCAAGGAGCAGAGUGA